CAGAGGAAGAAAUAAAGAUGUACUCUAGUUUGAAGCCAACGAUAACAUUUAAGCGCGAAGGUGACUCUGCGUAUAUGAACUUUGAAAUGGCACCGGGUGCGGCUCAUUCCUGCAGAUUCAAAUUUAAUGAAGAAUUCGAUUCAAAGGAUGAACGUAUGGACCCACCCGCCUUUCAUAAUAAGGAAACUGCUGCCUUAAGAGAAGAUGGUGUUAUGACGUUUACAGCCAAAACACAGAUAACAGGUCCAGGAAAGGUGGAUACAUAUUCGGAAUACUUUGUUAAAGACGACGAACUUCACACCCCGAUGAAUCCCCUUGGUAACAGAAGUAUCAGUGGCAACAGAAUUUAUAAAAAGGUCAAGGCCGUUAAACAAUGACAACUUGUAGCUCAAUGUACAGUCAACUGUCGUAGAGAAAUCAACGCACGCUUUAUUUGAGCACGUUGGUCCGAUGAAAUAAUAAAACAAAAGAAAGUUGUUUAAAAACUUGUUUAUAAGUAUGUUCCUUUAAACUUUCCUAGCGGCAGCUUAGAUUGCUGAACCCUUCCACAUAUAUAUAACCUCUCUCACCCGGGUCAAAAUUCAUUAACUGUUUUCAAGUCUGAAAUCAUGUUACUGCACUUCGUGUGUUUUUGGUGAAUGUUUUAUAAAAGCAAUUUUCGGUUGCUGUGUAUUUAAAUGUGUUAAAUUAAUGAUAAUGCUGCAUAAGUAUUUGAAG
Messenger RNA from Mercenaria mercenaria, 717 nucleotides. RefSeq lists its product as uncharacterized. Bases 18 to 377 code for a protein of 119 amino acids. Lineage: Eukaryota; Metazoa; Mollusca; Bivalvia; Venerida; Veneridae. The transcript has 3 exons. The record is from RefSeq and is a predicted model, not a curated record.